CUGCUCAGGUCUCCGUUUUCCCAGCUUAUUCACAGCUACCAGCUAAAAGCUACAAACAUGUUUUAGUGACCGCAGAAAAGCCGUGUUUUGAUUUUGAAAUGUUGGUACAUGUUAUAGCAAACGCUUAAGAGCCACAGUGGAGUUUUGUCAGUGCUGUAUAAGGACAAUUAACAUUUAACGCCCUCUGAGUGGAGCACCAUGGGGAAGCGGUAUUACUGUGACUACUGUGACCGGUCCUUUCAGGACAACAUGCACAACAGGAAGAAACAUCUAAAUGGUGUUCAGCAUCACAGAGCGAAGAAGGCCUGGUUUGACCAAUUCAGAGAUUCUGCUGCUGUUCUCCAUGAUGAGCAAAUAAAGAAACCCUGCAGGAAGUUUCUCCAAAAAGGAAUAUGCGAUUUUGGCCCAAACUGCAGAUUUUCUCACAUGUCUGAAGAGGAUCUGUUCAACUUAAAAAGACACAUGGAAGAGGAAAGACAAUACAAAGAGGACUCUGAGGACAGAAUUAUCUCUGGGCGAAGUAUAGAGGAAUGGCUCUCCAGAAGGGAAAAGAAGCAAGCUGCUCUUGGUAGCAAAGGAGACUCAAAAACCAAGGAGGACAAUGAGGAGGAUGAAGCAGAAAGUGAUAUUCCUCCACAACUCUUCUCCAUUCCUGACCUCCCACCCUCACUGUUGCCUCCUCCUCUAGGUGGAUGGAGAGUCAGCGCAAGCAGCGAGUGGAGCUGAAGAACAUUCAUUCCAGGGUUCGAAUCCCAAUAACUAGGUACAUGAUGUCUUUAGAGGGACAUUUAUUUUAAAGAGACUUUUUCACAUUUUUGUUUGAGGAUAUGCUCAUGUUUUCAGGUGAUAUAAAAUUCUGCUAAAUGUCUAACUUCAGAUUGAAGGAAAAAGUUUGAGCAAGAAUCCACCAGGCAUAUUUGGAAUCCCCUGAAAUACAUCUGUUUACUAACAUUUACAUUGCUGUACUGAAGCAAAAAAUAUAAGGGAUUUUAAGUUAUUGUGAAGAUUAAUAAAAGAAGGAAAAAAAAUUACAAAAUAUGUAUUGUUUUAUUUGUUUUCAUUAGAUUAUACAGGUGCUUUUGAAACGGAACUGACUUCCUUCCACAGUUGAGAAACAGUCAUGUUAGGUUAACAGGUGACCUCAGAAAAGACGGUUUUUAUGUUGGUACAGGAAGGAUUGACAAUCACUCUGGCGGUCAUGUAUUUUAACUUUUCAGUGGGUGUCAGGACAAGCUUUCUCAACGUCUUAACAGAAAUGUAGGAAGCUUUUGUUAGCUGAAUUUGUAGAGUUAAUUUAAAUUGGCUGGUUUUCUGGCUCAGCUCCUACUUAAAACUUGAAUUAAAGCUUUGAGAUGAUUAUUCCAGAAGCUUAAUGUAAGCAAACUUAAGCUAUUUCGACUCAUGUUUGGAUGAGGUUUUGGGAUUGCCUUGUUGGAACAUCUGUCUAUGUCCAUGUUUGGUCGUCUAGCUGUUGAAGUGUUUUGUUUUGUCGUGAUCACAGCCAGCACCAUACUUGGAAAUUGCUGUUAUUGGAGACAAAUAAUUCAGCCGUUUGCAAUUGGCUUCUUCUGGGCAGCUUGAAAUUUCUGUCAAGCUUUGAGCCAUUUAUUUUGAAGCCAAUGACUUUUUGUUUUCUUUUUGUGCCUUUCAAUUAAUGAGAGUGUAAAAGUUGUUUCAAUGUGAACAAUGACAUUGUUUAUCAAACUUCAAAAUAGGUCUGAUCCUUUGUGGUUCCUGACUUUUUCAGGCACAUCUCCACCAAUCUUUUUCUUCUAAGAUUGGCAAUUUGGUUCUCCUUCUGGACUUUGUGGUGAUAUCUUGUGUUUACCAAUGAUUGAUUGUUUGAAUGGUUGAUCUUGAAAUAUGCAGUUGUUUUAAAAAGCUCCAAAAAACAUUGCCAGUUAUUUUUCAAUCUAUGAUUCUUCCUAAUAGCUGCAGUUUGAUGUAUUUUGCUGAUGGUUGCACUUAUUUCAGGCAACAUGUUUGAAUAUAUAAUAUAUUCAGAAUCACACUGUUUUUCUAACCCGAGGUCUCAUGCAUAUGCCCAAUUUUCACCAUAUUUUCCCUUCAUAAUUGAAUCAUUUGUCUUUCUGAUUUGACAGCAUGCAAAUGUCCUCAAUAAACCCUGCAUCUCUG
This is a messenger RNA of Poeciliopsis prolifica (blackstripe livebearer), 2136 nucleotides long. RefSeq names its product zinc finger, matrin-type 5 (gene zmat5). The transcript is spliced from 6 exons. Gene Ontology annotation, cellular component: U12-type spliceosomal complex. Bases 199 to 726 code for a protein of 175 amino acids. Gene Ontology annotation, molecular function: zinc ion binding. NCBI's taxonomy places the organism in Eukaryota, Metazoa, Chordata, Actinopteri, Cyprinodontiformes, Poeciliidae. The record is from RefSeq and is a predicted model, not a curated record.